Tripterygium wilfordii is the source of this 2307-nucleotide messenger RNA. RefSeq names its product phosphatidylinositol/phosphatidylcholine transfer protein SFH12. Lineage: Eukaryota; Viridiplantae; Streptophyta; Magnoliopsida; Celastrales; Celastraceae. The record is from RefSeq and is a predicted model, not a curated record. The transcript is spliced from 15 exons. Bases 394 to 2106 code for a protein of 570 amino acids.
ACCGUUAAAAAAUUUGAACGGAGCGACCGACUCCCAUCUCUCUCUCUGAUAGCAGUAACAGCUGAGGUAUGGCAUUUUUGGACCUGGUCAACGACACCAUGAAAGCUAAUGCCAAAAGAAGCUUCUUCUCUCUCUUAUGGUCGCGUCGUGAGCGCCUCACUGUCACACCUCCCGCCAUUAUCGAAGGGGAAGUCAAAGUUCUCUCAAAAACGGACGGUUAUACAGACCGUUAGAGACCUAUAUUUCUCCCUUCCCCUCAUUCCUCUACUCUUUGCAGAGGCAUUUGGCCAGGGCUUUGGUUUCGGCUUCAACGAUUGUGAUAUGAGUGCUUGAAUCUUCUGCCCUUUACUGCACCAACCGCGGACGAAAGCAGCUAUUCUUCCAAACGACGCGAUGGCUUCAGUCUCUGGCCCUAUGUCUCCCCAACCAGUUCCUGAGGUUGGCUUCCUUGAGGAUGAGAAGAAGACUAGGAUUGCAUCCUUAAAGAAGAAAGCCAUCAGUGCCUCCAACAAGUUCAGAUAUUCUCUGACCAAAAAGGGUAGGAGGAGUAGUAAAGUCAUGUCUGUUGACAUUGAGGAUGUGCAUGAUGCAGAGGAGUUGCAAGCUGUUGAUGCUUUCCGCCAAGUACUUAUACUGGAAGAACUUCUGCCUUCAAGACACGAUGAUUAUCAUACGAUGCUCAGAUUUUUAAAGGCCAGGAAAUUUGACAUCGAGAAAGCAAAACAAAUGUGGUCAGAUAUGCUCCAGUGGAGGAAGGGGUUUGGUGCUGAUACAAUUAUGGAGGAUUUUGACUUCAAGGAACGUGAUGAAGUGAAGCAAUAUUAUCCCCAAGGGUACCAUGGAGUAGAUAAGGAGGGAAGGCCAGUGUACUUCGAAAGACUUGGUCAGGUGGAUUCUACCAAGCUGAUGCAAGUUACAACCAUGGACCGUUAUUUGAAAUACCAUGUCCUGGAGUUCGAGAGGACCUUUACCGAUAAGCUCCCAGCUUGUUCAAUCGCAGCAAAGAAGCACAUUGAUCAAAGCACCACCAUCCUGGAUGUUCAAGGAGUGGGCCUUAAGCAAUUUAACAAAGCUGCAAGGGAUCUUAUUACUCGCCUUCAAAAGAUUGAUGGUGACAAUUAUCCUGAGUCCUUGAACCGCAUGUUCAUCAUCAAUGCAGGUUCUGGAUUUAGAAUGUUGUGGAACACUGUAAAGUCUUUCCUUGAUCCUAAGACCGCCGCAAAGAUCAAUGUUCUCGGCAAUAAGUAUCAGAGCAAGUUGCUUGAGAUAAUUGAUGCCAAUGAGUUGCCAGAGUUCGUAGGAGGUAAAUGUACUUGUGCCGAUAAAGGAGGUUGCAUGCUUUCUGAUAAGGGGCCUUGGAAUGACCCAGAGAUAAUGAAGAUGGUUCGAAAUGGCGAUCAUAAAUGUACAAAGAAGUCCGAGAGUCAAAACACUUGUGAGAAGACUAUUCCAGAGGAUGUUGUAAUCUACUCAAAGGGAUCUGACUCCACUAAUGUGGAUGCAGCUACAGAGUACCCACAAGCCUUUCCCGUACAUGUAAAACCUGACAACUAUAACUAUGAGUUUGCCCCAAUGGUUGACAAAUCUGUGAAUUCAACUUGGAAAAAAGUGGUGGAGGACCCCAAGUUUUCCCCUUCAAAAGAUGCAGAUUGCUACGCUGUGCAUGAUGCUGGCAAGGUUCCUCCUGAAGGGGUUAAUGCUCCGAUUUACACUGGUGUCAUGGCCUUUGUUACAGGCAUUGCCACCAUGAUCAGAUUGACACGCAACAUGCCUAGAAGACUCACUGAUGCCACCGCCUACGGUAAUGACUCGAUGAUUGAAGGCAAGGCAAAGCAGCUACCUGAACCAACUGUCUCCAGUGCUGAGUACAUGACUGUCCUGAAACGCAUGGCUGACCUGGAAGAGAGGGUGAGUGUGUUGAGCAUGAAACCUACCAUGCCACCUGAGAAGGAGGAAAUGUUGAAUGCUGCUAUUAGCCGUGUUAGUGCCUUGGAGCAAGAGCUUAUGGCAACCAAGAAGGCUUUGGAGGAUUCACUUGCUCAACAGCAGGAGCUUGUAGCUUAUCUUGACAAGAAGAAGAAGAAGAAGAAGCUGUUCAACUGGUAAAGGAAGAAGAGCGGAAUGCCGGGAGAUGCUCUGGAAACUGCUGGUGGGGUGGUUUUCUGUACUCCAUGGCCACCCAAAUGCACUCUUGUUUCAUGUUUCAAUAGUAAAGAAGUACCAUUUGAAAGUUUUGCCCCGGAAAUUAAAAAAAAAAUUGACGUUAUUUCAAAUUCGUCGUAAAUAAAGCCUAUACCUUAUAUAGUA